Messenger RNA from Trichogramma pretiosum, 1806 nucleotides. RefSeq names its product protein CNPPD1. The record is from RefSeq and is a predicted model, not a curated record. NCBI's taxonomy places the organism in Eukaryota, Metazoa, Arthropoda, Insecta, Hymenoptera, Trichogrammatidae. The transcript is spliced from 6 exons. Gene Ontology annotation, cellular component: nucleus; cyclin-dependent protein kinase holoenzyme complex. Gene Ontology annotation, molecular function: cyclin-dependent protein serine/threonine kinase regulator activity; protein kinase binding. The coding region runs from base 411 to 1658 and encodes 415 amino acids. Gene Ontology annotation, biological process: regulation of cyclin-dependent protein serine/threonine kinase activity.
AUGAGAGGCUUUCUUUAGUUUGGAAAAUCAGUAAAGUGACCAGUGUAGUAACAACUAAGUCAAUACACUAAGCCUCGCUUGAGCGCUGUGAGAGUGAGUCAUGGUAUAACGUCAAUCGCGCAACUUCAAUUUGUGCAUUCUGAUUGCACUGCGCUGGUGGCUGGUGCACACAACUAAGAACUAGAAGCUAUAGGAUUGACGACAUUGCUGCAUUAGGUCACUCACGCAUGCUCUAUUGCUCCGUGAGUGUCAAAGGAAUUCGUGAGAGACAUUGGUUCGCACUUUACUUUUGGAAACUCCGAAUCAUUGCUUUCUUUGUCCGUCACGAUUAAAAAUUACGUUCGAACUAGUAAAUUUUUAGUGGUGGAUUUUUCUUUCGAAAUUGCGAAGUAAAUUAGAACUUCGUUGUCAUGACGCGCAUUUCGAAGGCAUCGUAUGCCAAAUUUACGCAGAGCGUCGAUGGACACGAUGAGUUCCUCAAUCGGAUAUCAAAAACGUUACAUUACACAAAAUUGCCAGUACCAGAUUGCCUGAGCUUGCCAGUAACAGAACUUGCUGCGGAAAUAUUUACAGAAGUAAAAAAUGGUCAAACCUUAGAACGACUAGAUGUUGAAGAGGCCAGUCAAAUCUCUAGAAAUGCAUGUGUCUCGCCAUGUUCACUUGUUGUUGCUCUUCUAUAUUUAGAAAGGUUAAAAGAUUGUAAUCCUGAGUAUUUACAAAAAGUUGCUCCAUCUGAAUUGUUUUUGGUCUCAUUGAUGGUUGCCAGCAAGUUUUUGCAUGAUGAUGGUGAAGAGGAUGAAGUUUUUAAUGCAGAAUGGGCUCAAUCGGGCAAUUUAAGUUGCACAAAGAUGAAUCGUUUGGAAAAAGAAUUUCUCAAAGCUAUUGAUUGGUCAGUGUAUGUUCAUAGUCAAGAGUUUUGGAGGAGGUUACAAAGUUUAGAAAAAGAUGUUGCUUUCAAAGAAGCUCAUAAAAGAGGAUGGUUUUCUUACACAGAACUCAACACUUUACUGAAUCUGGCAGAUGUACUAACAAUGCUGCAAACUCUUGUAAAUGUAUGCUCAUUCUGUAUAGCGACUUAUACUGCUGGUUUAUUUACAUUACUAGGAGCAGUUACUGUAGCAGCACAGUUGCCAGAUACUUUACUGAAUAUGAAACAGUCUCAAAGCUUGGCUCUUGCACCUUCAACAAAUACUAAUCAGAUUUUACAUCAUAAAAAUUUACGGAUUCAAAGUCUUGAGGAUUUUGAAGAAGAUGUUGAGAGCCUAUUAUUGGAUUCGGUUUUAGAAAGAUCUAAAAUGUGUAAUGAGUCAUAUGCAAAUCCAAAUAAUUUCAAGAUCAAUGACAAACAUAAUAAUAAUAAUAAUAAUCAGGGACUACAAUGGAUAGUUGAUUACAUAACUCUUUGGUUUCAAAAUUCUGCAAAUUUAAAGCCAAAACAUUAUAGAACUGAUUGGGAAAAUUCUUUUAAUCAAAACAGAAUCUAUGUCACUAAAACAGAUUUUUUUAUUGAAUCAGAUUCGUUUCUACAGUAUAAUAAAGAUGGAGUUUACAAUAAAAUAGAAAAACAAGCUCAUGAUUCAAGUUUGAAAAUAUUCUUGAGUAGCUGGAAGUAUUAUAGUCAUCAUUUUUUUAAAAUUCCUUUAAGUCAAGAUCAAUGACUAUUCGUAAAAUCUCUUUUUUCUUUAAAAUCGUCAUUUGCCAAAAUGUUGUAAUUGAUCUUACCUCAUUCUUUUAUUACUUUAAUUUAUUUUAUAUGUAUCUUGUAAAAAAAAAUUUUGUACUCUAUUAAAUUUUAUAUUCUUCAUU